Messenger RNA from Taeniopygia guttata (zebra finch), 1499 nucleotides. RefSeq names its product cilia and flagella associated protein 73 (gene CFAP73). The record is from RefSeq and is a predicted model, not a curated record. Lineage: Eukaryota; Metazoa; Chordata; Aves; Passeriformes; Estrildidae.
GGGAUGGUUUGAGGGCUGGGAGUAGGAUCCUCCCUGCAAGCAGCCCUGGUGCAUUCCCUGUGCCCGGCACCGCGGAGCCAAGCCAGGAAAAUCCCAGGGAGCUGCGGGAGCCUCUGGCUGCCCCUGGCAACUCUGUUGUGCUGCCAGCACCUCGGCUGUCCCCGUCCCAGCUCCCCGCAGGCUCCUGGGCGAGGAGGAGGCACCGGCCGAGAUGGACUCGGAGCUGGAGGAGCGGUUGCAAGAGGCUUUCCGGGACAAGCUGCGGCUGCUCCCGGCCGAGCUGCACGCAGCCCGUGGCAGGACGGCGGCACCGCGGGACCUCGCCACGCUGCCGGCAUCCACUCGUGUGCUCCUGAAGAGGCGGGAGGCGGCGGAGGUGGAGCGGCAGCUGCAGACCCAGCGGCAGGAGUUCCAGCAGCGGAUGCAGCGCCUGGCGCAGCGCCGGCAGCAGCUGGCCCGGAGGCAGGAGCAGCACCGCGGCGCCGUGCUCCGAUUUGACUCCUUCCUCAAGGCGGUGGCGGCCCGGCGGGAGCGGGCGCUGCGGCGGGCGGGCGAGGAGCGGGCGCGGGCGGCGGCGGAGCGAGCCGAGGCCGCCCGGCUGCACCGGGAGCUGGAGCGGCUGCGGCGGCACCGGGAGCGCCUGGCCCGGCGCCUGCGGAGCCUCCGGCCCUUCGGGGACUACCUGCGGGACGUGCUGGCCACGAUGGGGCAGUUCCAGGACGUGCCGGCCAUGCUGGUGCACUUCGGGGUGCUGGCGGGGGUUCGGGCAGCCCUGGCACGGGAGGCAGAAGCCGGGCAGGAGCAGCUGGCCCGGGGCAGGGCACAGCUCCAGCGGUACCGUCAGGAGAGCAGCACCCAGCUCCUGGGCACCAGGAACGAGCUGGCCCGGCUCCACGCACGCCUGGAGGCUGCUCGCCGAGAUGUGCUCCAGUGGGAGUCCUGCUGGACCCACAUCCAGAGCACAGCCAUCCAGAAGACCCUGCUGCUGGGGCAGAUCAAGCUGGCUGUGCUGAACCUCUUCCAGCAAACCACUGCACAGCUCAGGAUUCCCAUGGACAGAGCCCAGGAGGACACGAAGGCCCAGCUGGACAUGCUGCUGCUCUGCAUGCGGGCCCUGGCUGACAUCUGUGCCACUGGCCCACACCCACAGCACCACAGGAGUGUCAGGCUGCUUCAGGGCCAGGAAUAGCCCCUGGGGACACCUGCCUGCUCCUGGGGCUGGGGAGAGGCUGCCAGGGCCAGCAUGGAGCCACAGGACCUGUGGGGAUGGAGGUAAUUUCCUGCAAGUCUGAAAACCCCAUGUCAAGAGGCCACGUGAAUGGCAGUGGCACAGUCACACUGGGGUGACACCACACCCAGGCAGGGUCAGAGCACUCCCGAGGUUCCCUCCUGCACAGAGCACCCCAGGCAGGAGCACGAGGAGGAGGGAGCUGCUGUUGGCAUCUCUGAAGGUGAUUCACGUCAAAAUACAUCAAAAUACAUCCAGCUGUGCAGCCGCA